AUCCCUCCCUGUGCAUCUGUGGGGCGUUCGUACUGCACAUGUGCGGAACGUAUUCAGCCAGUAGCCUUUUUGUAUACAGCUAAAAUAGAAAUCGAUUUAAUUGUUUCUGUUGGUGAAUUGGGUCGGCAUCUUUUUAUUUAGUACCAGUGCUUUUGACGUGAGUCGCUCGUUACUAAAUACUGACCAUUAGCAGACUAUGUAGGUUACCGAAAUGGGGAACGAUACGUUUUUAACGUUAUUGAUAGUAGCGUCAGCAACAGCGUCGACACACGUCCACAAUGCUGUUGAAACAGAAAUGUUUGCGAUCCCCAUCAGCCCCAAUCUGUUUAACUGGACUUAUCAAGAAUUCGACCAGCAGUACCGUUUUCAUGCAGCUAUGCGCGGGAAACCUGAGUUACCGUCAUGGCUUCGCUACAUCUACAGUGGAAGACACCACUCGGGAUUCAUAUUCGGAACUCCACCUCGAGGGACCAACAAACCGAUAACCUUGGAAGUCAUAGGCCUAAAUCGUCAAGAUUAUGAAACUCGAAGGGUUCUGUUAUCCAUCAAAGUACAGCCGAAGGAAAGCAUGGCGCGACACGAAGUUGAACUGAAGAUCGACAAUCUGAAUGUGGAAGAUUUACUGGAUGAUCACAGGAUGACUCGUCUCAAGGACAUCCUGAAGACCAGGCUCUGGACAGAAAGCAGCCAAGACCUCUACACGACGUUUCUGGCUUCAGCCAUCGAUUUGGGGGCUCGAUUGCCGCUGCGACCCAGCGAUGGUGAAGGGUUAGUGGUUCGUCUAGGCAGCUCAAUGCCUUUCUCCACUCAACUUAAGUGGCUAAGAGAGGAGGUUCGCCCUCUAUCCCGCCUUCCCAGCUGCCCGAGGGAGUACAAACGAACGACAUCUGAGCGACUGUUCAGGGAUGCUGGCUUCACUCUGGACUGGUGCAACUUUGAGCUGUACAACACAAUCUACAAAGACCGGACCACCGAGCACCUCGAAUACCUGACCGAGUUGCCCAACAACAGCAAGUCAGCAAAGUCUUUUAAAGCGCUGUCAACCAACGACGCGUGGACUGCUCCCAGCAAGCGGUCGCUGCCUAAACGAAACUACACGGGACAGUUGGCACUGGCCAUGGCUGUUCCGCUGGCGAUGCUGGUGCUUUCGGUCGCUACCUUAACUGGCGUUUUGUUCUUCCAGUAUGCGGCUGUGCGAGAUCCUGAGUCAGAAUAUUUUCUAGAAAACAUUUUCCACGUGUGCAUUGACUAUAGAAAUAGAAAGAGAGCUCACAAAAAUAGUAAAGUGGAAAUCUGUCGGUAUGGCACGGGCAACACAGAUCAAACACAAGUCGCGGAUAACACCAGCAACAAAAGUCUAGGCGUUAGCCCCAACAACAGCCUGGUCAGGCCUUACAGCCCUCGCUCCACCACCAACCUGGCUGGAAACUACAACCGCCCGCAGCCGCCGCCAUACAUGGGCUCCAACACCAAUUCGCUCCACAACCGCCGCUCAGCUAACAUCGAUAAAACUCCUCCCACCAGCCACACUCCUGAACACCGCACUCAUCUCGCUUUGGAAGAAUCUUUGAAGCUUUUAAACGAUGCUAACAUCGCCAAUGACUUUGAUAACCUCAACCUGAUUAAAGAACCAAUCGUUGACUUCAAUGAUGGUACCGACGACUAUGUGCCGAUCAAGACUGAUGGAUACGUGUCAAUGAAGAAUCUUGACGAUAUUGAUGUACCAGACCUGACCAAGUUUGGGAUCGCGGGCCCGAUUUGACAUGAGGUCUCCGUUGACGGCCAGCCGCCGGUCAAGACGUGGUUUUGUUAAACGGGAUAACAUGGUUACAACAAUCCCUGAGCACAAAUAACUCUUGCAUCGCAUUUAAUAAUCGUACUCCUUGCAUAACGGUAGCGACGUCGUUUUAAUUUAAAAAAAAAAGAUUACCUUACCAUAACGAGAACGAUAUUUAUUCGUGCUCAGGGCACAGGAUAGAUUCAGGCACCGACAGUGAAAGACGACAACAGCAAUUUCAAACACGGAUAAAUUCUGCAUCCAUUUCAUAUCAAAAUGAUUUGGAAAACUAAUCUUAAAUAUGGCACCGUAUUACUGGUAGAUUGACAAUAUUACUUAGU
Messenger RNA from Ostrinia nubilalis (European corn borer), 2118 nucleotides. RefSeq names its product epsilon-sarcoglycan (gene Scgalpha). Gene Ontology annotation, cellular component: sarcoglycan complex; membrane. NCBI's taxonomy places the organism in Eukaryota, Metazoa, Arthropoda, Insecta, Lepidoptera, Crambidae. The record is from RefSeq and is a predicted model, not a curated record. The transcript has 10 exons. The coding region runs from base 212 to 1762 and encodes 516 amino acids.